Messenger RNA from Arabidopsis thaliana (thale cress), 1083 nucleotides. Its product is annotated as Putative endonuclease or glycosyl hydrolase. The record is from RefSeq and is marked reviewed. Lineage: Eukaryota; Viridiplantae; Streptophyta; Magnoliopsida; Brassicales; Brassicaceae. Gene Ontology annotation, molecular function: RNA nuclease activity. Bases 141 to 914 code for a protein of 257 amino acids. Gene Ontology annotation, cellular component: peroxisome. Gene Ontology annotation, biological process: regulation of gene expression. The transcript is spliced from 7 exons.
CUUAAAUCUGAUUCCGAGAUUUUGUUUUCCGAUGCAUUUCAGUCUGAGAAGAAAGCUUGGAAGCUCUCUAUCUCGCUCAAGUUGAGGAGAAGCAAGCGUGGAAGCUCUCUCUCUCUCUCACUCUCGCUGGCUCAUAUAAAAUGUUGCUCAAGCUAUUUCAACAAUCCAGGUUCUUCAAAUCCAUUAGCGGAUUGGGAAACGUAGCGUCUCCAUCUCAUGGAUUUGUUGGAACCAGAGCAUCACGUCCUCCAGCUGUAUUUGGUACUCACUAUCUUCGUCUUUUAGCUACGGAUUCAUCUCCUCCAAACGAUACUAUUGGGCCUCAAUAUGGUGAUCCGGUCAGACUACCUGGUUACCCACAGUUAGUAGAUUUUAGCACUGCCAAAACUCAAGUUUGGUGGGACACCGAGAACUCUCCAGUUCCAAGAGGCUUCGAUGCCUACAGAAUUGGAGGGAACAUUAGAAACGCGCUCAACGAGAAUGGCUAUCGCGGGCCUAUUUCUAUACGUGCUUUCGGCAACAUGAGACUCAUACCUACCCCGAUCCAGCUGGCCCUCACUUCCACUGGUAUCGAUCUAUACCACGUUCCAGGAAAUAAAGUUGGUUCGCGUAAAACGAUAAAAGAUGCCAGUGACUUUAAAAUUAUCGGCCAUGUUUUAACUUGGAUUGCGCUCAAUCAUCCCCAACCUUCCAACUUGAUGGUAAUAACGGGCGAUCGUGAUUACUCCGUCGCUCUUCAUCAACUGAGAUGCCGCUCAUUCAACAUACUGCUGGCUUGUCCCGAAAGUUCUACUUCCACUGCCCUCCUUCGCGCAGCUACAUCGGUUUGGAAGUGGAACUCGUUGAUUUUGGGACAGAAACCUUUGGCUGAGAACGAGAUUGAAGAUCUCAUAGCUGCCGGUUUGAAGAAAUAAAACUAUUUUUUGGUAAGUUGAAGAAAUAAAACUCUAGCCUAUAUGUUUAUGUCGUUUUCAUAAAUAAACUUAAUUUUAUUGUUGUUUGUUUUGUGUUUUUUUCUAAUUUGUGUUAAAACUUGAAAAAUGGUAUAAAUGCUUAACAUUUUAGUUUAUUUAAUUUAUUUUU